GGUGGCGCUGUGCCUGGCGGUGGCGGUGAGCCCUCCGGUGCUGCAGGUGGCGCUGUGCCUGGCGGUGGCGGUGAGCCCUCCGGUGCUGCGGCGGCGCUGUGGCGCAGUUUCCCGCCGCCGGGCUCCGGCCGCCGAGAUGCAGAAAUACGAGAAACUGGAGAAAAUCGGCGAAGGAACCUACGGGACAGUGUUUAAAGCAAAGAACAAAGAAACUCAUGAAAUUGUGGCACUGAAGAGAGUUCGACUGGAUGAUGAUGAUGAGGGGGUGCCCAGCUCAGCCCUACGAGAAAUCUGCCUUCUGAAGGAGCUGAAACAUAAAAACAUUGUGAGACUGCAUGAUGUUCUUCACAGCGAUAAGAAGCUGACCCUUGUGUUUGAGUAUUGUGACCAGGAUUUGAAGAAAUAUUUUGACAGCUGUAAUGGAGAUCUUGAUCCUGAGAUUGUGAAGUCGUUCAUGUAUCAGUUGCUGAAAGGCUUGGCAUUCUGUCACAGCAGGAAUGUGCUACACAGGGACUUAAAACCCCAGAACCUCCUGAUCAACAGGAAUGGGGAGCUGAAGCUAGCAGACUUUGGGCUGGCUCGAGCGUUUGGGAUCCCUGUCCGAUGUUACUCUGCAGAGGUGGUGACACUGUGGUAUCGCCCUCCAGAUGUUCUGUUCGGAGCCAAACUCUACUCAACCUCCAUCGACAUGUGGUCAGCAGGCUGCAUAUUUGCAGAGUUGGCAAAUGCCGGAAGGCCUCUGUUCCCUGGGAACGAUGUAGAUGAUCAGCUGAAGAGAAUUUUUCGCUUGCUGGGGACCCCAACGGAGGAGCAGUGGCCGUCAAUGACCAAACUUCCUGAUUACAAGCCCUAUCCCAUGUACCCGGCGACAACAUCCCUACUAAACGUGGUUCCAAAGCUCAAUACUACUGGCCGGGACCUGCUGCAGAACCUGUUGAAGUGUAACCCGGUACAGAGAAUUUCGGCUGAGGAAGCCUUGCAACAUCCCUACUUUGCGGACUUCUGCCCUCCCUAACGGAACACGCGACUCUCGGCACCUUCCCAGUCUCGUGCCCAGGACUGCCCAUCCUGCAUCACUCGGCCUGAAGGAACCACUGCAACUCGAGCUGCCUCUCCCCUCUCUGUGCUUCUUGUCACAGUCACAACCAAAGUGGUGGACCCUUGAGGUGACCUCGUUGUGGGCAGGGUCUUAAGAAUGAGAACCUCACUGAACCAUCUGUGUGUUUCUCUGGAAAAAUUUUUUUUUCAGCAUUCCAUACAGAUCACCAUGAAAAAAGCACUUUUUGUCUGUAAAGAACUCAUCUGAAACUUGUACUGUCGACUAUUUUGUGUUUGUGCAUGUGUCCUUGUGCACAAAUGUGUUGUGCAUCGGCAGGUGUGACCUUGUGCACAGGUGUGUUGCUUCUGUGUGCAUGUCUCUGUCCAAAGUUGUGUAUAUCCAUGCGUCCCCGUGCAUCUUGUGACCAUAAAUGUCUCGGGUGCUCUUGGUAUGUGUAUGUCGUAUUCAUUGUGUAUGUAAUCGUGUGUGUGUCACUCCGUGCUGAUGGACGUUAAACAUGCCCUUCUCUAUCAUUUCUGCUCUCCCUCAUCUGUGUUAUUAACUCUGUUAGUUACAGAGUGUCUGGUCAGUGCCUGUGAUUGCCUGUGCAUUCUCUGUGUGCUGGAUGUGCAUUGUGUGUGUUACUGGGGGACUGUCUGUACGUUAGCAUGGAUUUAGUGUGUGUGAUGUGCAGAAUGUUGUCACUGAAUUAGUGUGGACUUCCAGCACUGAACCUGUGGUCUUGUUUUAUAGGGAAUGAUUUUGUUUGGAGUUUAUCAUGAGUGAAAGCACUUUUUUUUGCAAAGAAAUGUGAAACUUGAAAGUUUGUCAUUUUGUGUUUAUUUGGUGUAUGUGUGUGCUUGUACCAUGUGAUGUCACAUAUGUAAAACUGUUCUCUGGUCACUCGUGUGUUAAUGUAUGCUCCUGUACGUUUGUGUUAACGUGCUCAUGUGUGUUGUGUAUGUUUUUACUUUUGCUGGAUGUCACUGUCACUGAGUGAAGGUUCUGUGGGCAUUGUAUCAGCAUCCACCUAACCUCAGCGGCUGCCCAGUGUCAAAGGCCCCUGUGAACAAGCUCUCACUUAUUCUGGUCAAGCAGCGUUGUCCGAGAAUCCAGUUGAUGCACUUGUUUCUGCAUUUAAGUCACUGAAUUGUUCCAGGUCCUCUUGUGUUUUGACAGCAAAGAAAAUCAGCACUAGGCUGUAACAGCUGAUAAAUAGCAAAUGACAAGCAACUCAUCUACCAUGGCAGAUAAUCAUUAUGGCAUAAUUUACUGGCGUGCCAAACUUUAUACCUCCUUGGGUGCAAAACAAUUAAUAAAAAGUGGAAUACUU
Pristis pectinata (smalltooth sawfish) is the source of this 2372-nucleotide messenger RNA. RefSeq names its product cyclin-dependent kinase 5 (gene cdk5). Bases 137 to 1015 code for a protein of 292 amino acids. The transcript has 12 exons. Gene Ontology annotation, biological process: protein phosphorylation; synaptic vesicle transport; neuron apoptotic process. The record is from RefSeq and is a predicted model, not a curated record. Gene Ontology annotation, cellular component: nucleus; cytoplasm. Gene Ontology annotation, molecular function: cyclin-dependent protein serine/threonine kinase activity; ATP binding. Lineage: Eukaryota; Metazoa; Chordata; Chondrichthyes; Rhinopristiformes; Pristidae.